This is a messenger RNA of Lodderomyces jiufengensis, 1335 nucleotides long. RefSeq names its product U4/U6-U5 snRNP complex subunit. Gene Ontology annotation, molecular function: U4 snRNA binding; U6 snRNA binding; protein binding. Gene Ontology annotation, biological process: mRNA splicing, via spliceosome. Lineage: Eukaryota; Fungi; Ascomycota; Pichiomycetes; Serinales; Debaryomycetaceae. The transcript has a single exon. Gene Ontology annotation, cellular component: U4/U6 x U5 tri-snRNP complex. Bases 1 to 1335 code for a protein of 444 amino acids. The record is from RefSeq and is a predicted model, not a curated record.
AUGGAAUUUCAUGAAAUACCCACAAUUAAUGACAAGCCUAUAUCAAAUGAAGAUGAAGAUAUAAGAGAACAAUUGAAAAGAUUGGGUCAACCAGUCUUCAUUAAUGGGGAAACAGAUGAAGCUAGAGAAGAACGAUUAAAUAACUUACUUAACAAUAAUGAUUAUAUGGAGGAGGAUGAUGAUGAUGAAGAGGAUGAAGAAGAAGAUGAUGACGAAGAAGAGUUUUAUACACCAGCAUCGGAAGAAUUAUACGAUAUAAGGCGUAGAAUACUAUCGGAUUCACUACAAAGAUCAUCAAAUCGACUAAAAACUCAAAGACAAAUAUUACAAAAUAAUCCAGAAUUUAUAACAUUUUUAAAACAAAGACGUGAUUUAAAUUCCAAAAUUGCCAAAAUUGAAUUAUAUGGAUCACAAUUUUUAACAGGUAAUACUAGAGCUAUAUCAAGUGUAAAAUUCAAUUAUAAUGGUGAAUUAAUUGCUUGUGGUUCAUGGGAUGGUUCAAUUCAUAUACUAAAUCAAGUAGACUUAUCAACACAUGUAAAAUUAUCAAAUAAUCAACAUCAAGAAAAAAUUGGAGCAUUAGAUUGGAGAAAAGAUCAGAACUACCUAAUAUCUGGAGGUGGUGAAGGUAAUUUAAAUUUAUGGGAUAUUACCAACACUGAUGAAUCAAUAUUAAAACCGAAAUUUUCAAUCAAAAACGCACAUUCAAAUAGAAUUACUAAAACUAUAUUUCAUCCAAUAAACGAAUACGCAAUAUCAACAUCAUUUGACCAAACUUGGAAAUUAUGGGAUCUAAACACACAAAUAGAAUUAUAUCAACAAGAGGGCCAUUCGAAAGAGAUAUAUUGUGGAUCAAUUCACUCAGAUGGGUCCUUAUUUUUAUCCGGUGGAUUAGAUGGUAUUAUAUAUGCAUGGGAUUUAAGAUCAGGUAGAUGCUUAAUGCCAUUACAAAAACAUAUUAACGGGGUUCAUGGAGUCGAUUGGUCACCUAAUGGUUAUAAUUUUGCAAGUGGAUCCGGAGAUUCAACCAUAAAGAUAUGGGAUAUGAGGAAAUUAAAUCAUUCAGGUGAUGAAAUAUAUACGAUACCUGCUCAUAAUAAAUUAAUUAGUGAUUUGAAAUAUUUAAAAAAUGAUAACCAAGAAGAAAAUGGGAAUAUUUUAAUAAGUAGUUCUUAUGAUGGUACAAUUAAUUUAUGGUCAACUAAUAAUUGGAUUAAAGUAAAUAGUUUAAAAGGUCAUAAUGAUAAAGUAAUGAGUUGUGAUAUAACUACAAAAGAUGAUAAUAUAACAGUAGUAAGUAGUGGUUGGGAUCGUACUGUUAAAUUAUGGAAAUAA